UGGCUCAAUGCUAGCCUGGGCCGGGGCCGGGGCCGACCUGAAGACUCGUUAGUUAGAGGAUUCCCCGGCCAUGGGAGAGAACAAAUUAUUUGUCGGCUCCCUGCCGCCAGACAUCACCAAAGAGGAGAUAGAGAUUGUCUUCAAGACCUAUGGCGAUGUGACAGAUGUGCACGUGAUCGCUGGCGACAGAAACAGAUCUGCUACUGGGCAGGCUUGUGCUUUCGUGACCUAUGGAGGCAGAGAAGGCGCGGAGACGGCGAUCCAGGUUUUGAAUGGAGUCUACAAGAUCCGUGAGGAAGCCCCGAAUGCGAUUCAGGUGAACUGGGCCAGAUCAGCCAAAGGCAAAGGCGCAGGCGCAGGUUGGAAUGGCAAGGGCAACGGCGGCUGCUUCGGUGGCUGCGGUGGAUGUGACGGCUGCGGGUAUGGGGGCGGCGGCUGCGGCUGCGGCGGCUGUGGCGGCUGCGGCGGCUGCGGCGGCUGUGGCGGCUAUGGUGGCUGCGGCUGCGGAGGAGGUGGUUGCGGCGGCUGCGGCGGCUGUGGCUACGGCGGUGGUUGUGGUGGCUGUGGUUGUGGUGGCUGCGGAUGUGGAGGCUACGGUUGUGGUGGCUGUGGCGGUGGCUGUGGCGGCUGUGGCGGUGGCUGCGGCGGUGGCUGCGGUUGCGGCGGCUAUGGCGGUGGCUACGGUGGUGGCGGCUACGGUGGCUGCGGCAAGGGCGGCGGGGGCGAUUGGGAGAAGGGCGGCGGUGGGCCAGCUGGCACCCGGCUCUUCGUGGGCAACCUGCCCCCCGACAUCUCGGAGGAUGCGCUGCAGUACGUCUUUAAAGCCUACGGCACCGUGACGAAGACCUUCAUCAUGUCCGGCAAGUCCAAGAGCGGCCAACACUGCGCCUUCGUAGAAUACGAGACGCCAGAUCAGGCAGACACUGCAGUUCAGACACUGCACGAGAAGUAUGAAAUCAAGCCAGGUGCGGGCGUGAUCUUGGUGAAGAAGGCCAAGAGUACUCGGCCCGCCCCCUACUGAGCCCAAAGUGCCUGGACUGCCGCUUUGGGUCAAAGAUUUUUG
Molecule: messenger RNA, 1063 nt
Organism: Effrenium voratum
Lineage: Eukaryota; Dinophyceae; Suessiales; Symbiodiniaceae
Source: the annotation of a GenBank genome assembly